AUGGUCUCCAUCGCCACCCACAACAAAGAAAACACCUCCUUCUCCCUCACCGACGUCGACGCCAUCACCCUCUCCCUCCGCUCAUCCCUCUCUGGCGUCUCUGUCCGUCCCAAGAAACACCACCUCCAGGGGACUAUCGGUAUCGGCCGCGCCCCCAAGCACUCUUCUUACCCCAGGCGGUAUGUGAGCUCGACCAAGCCUUAUGCGCGGGGCCGCAAUACCUCCGUCACACGCGCCAAGUUGGCUUCUGCUUCUUCUUCUUCGACCUCUUCUUCGGGCAAGGUGCAGCGUCGAGUCAAGGCAAAGCCCAAGGAGCGACCGCCUCCCCUCAAGUUGGACGACGCGGCCUACGACCUCAAAGUCAUGCAGGAGCGUGUCAAGAAGGCGCGAUACGACCCUGCGAACGGGGACGUUGGGCAGGUGAGGAUGCCUCUCAAGUUGCCGUUCCCCCAGAUCCCGCCUAUCGAGCAUGUCGACCAAGAAGGACUUCGCGAUGUUCCGGUAGAUUAUAUCCUGAACAAACUCCUCCCUCUCCUGCCUUCCAUCUCCACCAUCACUCUCGCCUACAAGCCCUACCCACAAAUCCCCCACCCCUCCCCUUUCCCUUCCUCCUCCUCCUCUACCCGCACCCUCGCGCUCGCCAUCCCCGAAAUCAUGGACGGCCGCAAACCGGAAUGGCAAGCCAAAACCCGGGGACGCGAACCCAACAUGUGCCUCGCCAUCCGCCAGCGAGCAGGGGAAGCGACCGCGGGCGAUAUGGUGAUUGCCGUCAACUCUUUGGUGUUUGCGAGUCAGUGUUCGUAUUGGAACAGGCUGAUCUCUGCUUCGCGCCUUCCUUCCUCCUCCUCCUCCACCACUCCUUCAACGAGUGCCAGCAAGCAGGCUACACCUUCUGAAACUGCCUCCGAGUCUGAAGACGGUUCCGACGCCGACGAAUACGAAUCCCUCGAGCCCUCCCCUUUACCCCCAGUCAUCAAAGACCCCCACGGCUUCCUCCACCUCCCCAUCCUCCCCAUCCUCCUCCCCUCCCCACCCACAUUCCACCUCAUCCACCGCCUCCUCCACCACCCCUCCCUCCCCUGCCUGCCCUCUUUCCUCGGGCUGCCGGACCAUGCGAGCAGGCAGGACAUGUUGAGGCAGUUGGGGGAGAUGGAUGUGCAAGAGUUGAUGGGGAAGGCGGGGGUGUUGCAGGGGGUGUGGAAGAAUCUUUGCGCGCUUGGGGUAGCGCGGGCGAGCGUGUGGAGGCAGUUGGGGGAAGCGUGGAGCUUUGUCACGGGGAUCAUUGCGGGGCAUGGGCUUUUGAUUGUGGGGCAAGUGAGGAGCGAGGGAGGGGGGGCGAAGAGCGGGGCGGAGGAGGUGGCGUGGGAGUGGGUGGGGAUGAUGAGGGAGAGGGAGAGGGUUAAGAAGGAGGAGUGGGCUAGAGGGGCGGCAGCGGGGGGGCAAUAG
Messenger RNA from Cryptococcus amylolentus CBS 6039, 1446 nucleotides. RefSeq lists its product as hypothetical. The record is from RefSeq and is a predicted model, not a curated record. Bases 1 to 1446 code for a protein of 481 amino acids. The transcript has 3 exons. Lineage: Eukaryota; Fungi; Basidiomycota; Tremellomycetes; Tremellales; Cryptococcaceae.